CGACGCCAUCUGGCGAUUACGCAAGGCAAUGUCGUGAGAAUCGCUUGAGAUGCCCGAGUCGGACCUGGUCGCGUCGUAUGCGUCGACCUGCGUCUCGACGACGUGCGAGCACCGACUGCCGGCGUCGCGCGCCGAAAUUCUUCGCGCCGACGUCCGGCUGCCCACUGGCAUCGCCAAGCCGACGAAAGAUCACGUGGUCUUUGUGCUGCGCGUCCACGACGACGGCGACUGCUACGGUGUCGAACAGACAUGGUCGGCGUUCAUCGCGUUACGGGACGAGCUCCUCAUUGCACUCGCGCCCGGUCACCCGUGUCAAGGCGUCUGCCCGUGGCUCUGGGAAGACCUCCGGCACAAUUUUGACUUUCCAACACACAAGAAACUCGGAUUCCUCGAGUGGUGGAACAUUCGCCUCCAGCGCCAUACGCCAACGACGAUUGAAAUCUUCCGAGAUCACUUCCAGCAACUUCUAGACUCCCUCGUGAGGCUACUGUGCCAAACCCGCAUUCACUGCGAGCGCUUCCAAGGCGUCUACGCCGUCGUCGCGCGAUUUUUGACCGCCGACCCCAUAGAAGCCAUGCAGUGCGUUAGUUAACCCAACAACUUGUAAUUUGUCGUUCGUA
Messenger RNA from Saprolegnia diclina VS20, 620 nucleotides. RefSeq lists its product as hypothetical. The coding region runs from base 50 to 592 and encodes 180 amino acids. Lineage: Eukaryota; Oomycota; Saprolegniomycetes; Saprolegniales; Saprolegniaceae. The record is from RefSeq and is a predicted model, not a curated record. The transcript has a single exon.